Messenger RNA from Etheostoma spectabile (orangethroat darter), 3623 nucleotides. It is a transcript of the gene pigr, whose product is annotated as polymeric immunoglobulin receptor. Gene Ontology annotation, cellular component: plasma membrane. The record is from RefSeq and is a predicted model, not a curated record. The transcript has 8 exons. The coding region runs from base 101 to 1033 and encodes 310 amino acids. Gene Ontology annotation, molecular function: transmembrane signaling receptor activity. NCBI's taxonomy places the organism in Eukaryota, Metazoa, Chordata, Actinopteri, Perciformes, Percidae.
UGGUCACAUGACUAAGGGGAAAUUGGAAUUGCGGAACCUGGAAUCCAUGUUUACACAAGGGAGAGAGUUCACUUUGUAAACCUCAAACUGACGGUGAAACAUGCUGCCACCAUUUAUUAUCGCCCUCAGCCUGUUCCCAUUUUUCCCAGCCUUCCACUGCGGGGUAACCACCGAGGGGGAGCAUACCGUCAUGGAGGGCCAACAUCUCACAGUCCCGUGUCAUUAUGGGCCUCAGUAUGCCGGCUAUGUAAAAUACUGGUGUCGGGGGAAGAUGAGGGAGUUCUGCAGCAGUUUAGCUCGGACAGAUGAGCCCCGUUCGGCCAAUCCAGCUGAGGAGGAAGUGAGCAUCUUUGACGACCCGGUCCAGCUGGUGUUCACAGUGACCAUGAGCAACCUGAAGGAGGGGGACUCUGGGUGGUACAUGUGUGGCGUGGAGAUAGGUGGUAUGUGGACCGCUGAUGAUGUUGCUUACACUAACAUUAAGGUCAUUCAUGGCAUGUCAGUGGUGAACAGUUUCCUGAUUGGGGAAGAAGGGAGUAGUAUCACAGUUGAAUGCCACUACAGUGAGAGAUGCAGAGAAAGCGAGAAGAGGUGGUGUCGGAGCGGAGACUGGAGCUCCUGUCUACUGACAGAUUCUGACGGGAGAUACGAAGACACUUCUGUGGCCAUCAGCGAUGACAGAACUAGGACUCUCACUAUAACCUUAAAGAAGCUGCAGAUGAGAGAUACCGGCUGGUACUUGUGUUUUGCAGGACGGCAGCAGAAGGAUGUGCAUGUGCUGGUCACACCUCGACCCACGACCACAGUAGCAUCUGUGACAUCCACACCUACAGCAAGUCAGUCUGUUGCAUACCUGCCUGCACCCAAACCCAUCAGUAAGGAGUCCUGGAAGAGUCACAGCCACAUCCUGGAGUCGAUGCUGGUGUGUGCUUCUAUAAUGAUCCUUGUGGGCUUGGCCAUAUUGGCGAGAAAGUUGUGGAUACAGCAGAUUCAUGAACAGGAUCCUGUGCUCAGACCAGUUAAGGAGAUCUAAGCAAGGUGCAAUAUGUACCCAGGUGACCUGCACCACUCUGCUCUCGUUUUCCUUAACAGGGACUCCCAGAAUGUACCAAUGUACUGAGCAUCAUCAAUGCAGGGUUGAUUUUUACUCUUUGUAACUGCAUUUCAUUUUGUGUCAGUUCACUGCACACAUGACAUGCUUUCUUUCCAGUGACUUUUAACAUAGCAGCACAACUUGCUUUCUGCUUGCUGCUUUACAUAAUGAAACUGCUGUAACAUUAUGUAAUCAUUGUAGUAUAUUGUAUUUUUGUUGACAUUUGGGAAUUUUAGCAAAUUGGUGGAGUUUAUGUAUGCUUUCGUUAGAUUAGACCACAGCGCUGUACAAUGAUGUAGGAUGAUGAGCGUCAAUGGUAGGGAGUAGUAUAGCGAAUAGGAGAAUGUUUUUUGGGGGUUCAUGGUUUACACAAACACAGGAUUUUUACCACGGGAGACUGGUGUUCAUGUCCCGUUUUAAACCAAAAGUCAACUUUGACUUUACGUAAACUAUCUUAUGUAACGUAGCUGUGUUGCCUAAACCUAACCAAGUAAUGUUAGUGUUGUUUGAAUUCACAGAGCAUUAAAAAGUGACCCCUAUAGAGCUCAACAGUCCCGCCCCUCCUCCGAGAGCUUGGGUUCGAGAAGUAAAUGUCUCAUUCAUUUCUCCCUUUGACGUCUGGAUAAAUCUGUAUAUAAAGAGUUUUAGACCAUGUCUUAGUAUAUGCCAUACAACAUAUUAUUUUGAUUGAAAAAAGGAACAGAAAAUCAAAAAAAAAGUUAAAGGUACAAGACUGUGUACAUUUUUCAUUAUCGAGCGAAGGAACUAAUAAACCACCGCACAUCACUGAAUAAAGAAAGCUCACGUUUGUUUAGCAAACGGCUAAUUUGGCUAAUCUCUUGCUGAGACAGCAUGUAGUAACUCUAAAAGACCCUAAAAAUAAAACCUGAAAAUACCCAUUAAAAUUUAAAACCACUGUAGCCUGCUUAUCCCAGUGUUUAGUUUGAGUUGAACAUUUUUUAGCCUGAAUAAAGCUGUUCUCUAGCGGUUAGGCAAAUUAGCUGUUAGCUCCCCGGUGGAGGCUAACGGCAGGAGGGUGGGAACAGACGGCGAUUUGUCGUAAAUCCAUUUCUUUAACUGUCUAUGAUAAAUGCUCAUAAAAUAGGAUUCUCAUCUUGCGCAUGCGCAGAGGUACCGACAGCUCCCCGUCUUCACCAGCAUGAGUUCCACCAAUCAGAGGUAACACUGUGGGAUUGUGGGAUUGUUCAGGAUUGUGGGUACUUAUCCAAGACAUUGCAAAAAAAAGACAUUUAUCUCAAAACAAGGUUGGUGCCCCAUGAACUUUUGGCAUCUACAUGAGCAUACACAAUCGCUAAGUCAUGUGGUAGCUGGUUUUAAGUCUACCAUCGACUGUUCCGAUUGACUGGCUUAUACUUUAAUUGUCAAUAGAGAAAUUGCAUUGUACUUUUACUUCCAAAACCAGCUGUGAACGGUUGAGCUCUAUAGGGUUCUGACCAAGCCAGCGGCAACUGUUACUAUGUGAAUGGGUGAUAACAAUAAUGAUAAUAAUAUAACUGAUUCUGUGUGACGUAUGGCCUACUCAAUAACGCUGAGCGAAAGUAACGUUUUUGAUAUCUGUGUCCAUGCAUACACGCUGCAGCAAGAUCUCUGUUCUGAACUGCUGUUUUUUUGCUUCUAACACAGAAAAAAGCCCAAUUUGAAUGAGUAAGUAAGUGCUAAGAUGGUAAAUCUUGUACUGCACAGAAGCCCAGUGGGACUGAUAGUACUUUUUCAGUUUUGCUUACUAUUGUUUUUUUUAACUAGACUGCUGUGUAAUAGCAAAACAUGAGAAUGAAAUGGCUAAUUAACACGUUUAGGCUUGGAUACAUGGUCUUUUUGACAGAAGCAAUGUCAGUCAAUAUUUACAUUGCUACAAGGCUUACUUAUUUUAGAAAGAAGUGAGCAAAUGAAGACAGAAACCAUUGUAGGGAGUUCACAAAUUAACUCUGCUAGAGAACAGCUCUACAUUUUAUGCUUGAACUGUCUGUUCUCAUACUGAACCUCAAACGAUGUGUUAGAAUUGUAAAUUGAACAAGCUAAUGAGAUGGCAAAACUGCUGGGGAACCAACUAGAGCUUGGAACUCUUAGGAAUAAGUUUCCCUUCCCUUCAUAUGAGGAAAAGCCAUUUAAAUUACUAAUUUGUAUAUUACCUCUGUUCAUUGCUCACUUUAGCUUCAUUUUAAUACCUUUACAUGUCUUUAGUAUUGUAUAGUAUAAUAUAUGUUACCUGAUUUUGGUUGGUUUCGUCUAAAACCUAAUGCUUGCCAUCUUUCAAACGUGGUUUCCAACUUCAAUGGGACUUAAAUUAAAAUUAGAGCAACAAAAUACAACUACAUCAUUAUUCCUGACAUGUAAAUAAGGAUUUUUUUCUUUCAUAUCAUCCCAUUAUAAUGAAACGUGUCUUUGAAUGUAAUAACUGUUAUGGCUGUAAUUGUAAUUUACAUUGUCCACUUGGAAAUGAUUGCAUUUAAAAUGUCAUUGCUUUUACUCAUCCAUCCUCCAUCCUGAUUAAAUACCUGUCAUUCACUGG